Sphenostylis stenocarpa is the source of this 456-nucleotide messenger RNA. The record is from the annotation of a GenBank genome assembly. NCBI's taxonomy places the organism in Eukaryota, Viridiplantae, Streptophyta, Magnoliopsida, Fabales, Fabaceae.
AUGAUUGUUGCAAUGGACUUGAAUGCCUCGCCGGUUCCAGAGGAAGAUGAAGAUAUUUUGGAGGAGAAGAUACAUGUUCAAGAGUAUCAUGCGCCUGAAGAACGCAUAGAAACUGGAGCUGAUAUAGCACGCCGGGAGCGUGAAGAAAGAAAGAGACGGUUGAAGAGAGAACGGCCAGAUGACAGACCUGUUCAUGUGUCACAGUCACCUGGAUAUGAUAAGCUAUUUCCUGCUAAGAACCAUAAAUCAUAUGAUAAAAGUAGGCUUCCUCCAGAGGCUAUGACGCUGCUAUGGAGAAAGUUUUGGUGGAAAUCCCACAGACUGCCAUUCUAUGGUGGUGGCAUCGCAGGUUCUUUUGAUAUGGGCUAUGGUAGUCAGGAACUGUUGAUGGUAAUUGCAACGACUAUGGUUGAGUUCCUUCUGAAAAGAGGAAAGGAGCUGGGUCAUGUGACUUGA